Molecule: messenger RNA, 1266 nt
Organism: Phaeoacremonium minimum UCRPA7
Lineage: Eukaryota; Fungi; Ascomycota; Sordariomycetes; Togniniales; Togniniaceae
Product: putative tachykinin family protein
Exons: 5
Coding region: 1-1266 (421 amino acids)
Source: RefSeq, a predicted model, not a curated record
AUGCCUGAGUACCAAUUCUUCGUCUCCGAUGGGGCGCCCAAGCCGGCGAAUAAGGCAAUGCGCAGCCAUGCCAUGAAGACCGCCCUGAGAACUCGUGCGGCUCAGACACAAGAUCCCGCCGAGGGCCCAUCCGGACAGUCUGAAUCGCAACGGACCAAGGACUCGAAGGAUAACUUGAAAGGGAAAUUCAGACUGGACAGCAAGGCAUCCUCGAAACAAAGGAGUAAAGAUGCCAAGCCGGUCACGGAGCAGCCUUCUCAAGCUCUUGGGCCAUUCAUUGGCCUCCAAACGGAAAAGCCCCUGUGGGUUGUGGAUGGGGGGCUGGGCACUGGCCCUAUUCAGUGGUUUGCUAACGGAUAUGUUGACCCUUUCGGUAUCAUACCGGUGCCAAACAACUCAAGAGUCGAGAAGAUCCUCAAGUAUUAUCUGACGAAGUUCACGAUCAACUUGGCUACUACAGAUAAGGAACGGCCAUGGUUUGGUCUGGCCAUGACUUCGCCCGUAAUCAUGCACAUUACACUUGCUCUGUCGGCCACUUUCUGGAUUUCAGAUUGCAAAUCAGAAGAUGUCGUUGUGAGAAGGGAAGGUCUCUGGCAGAAAGGAGAGACAAUACGCGUAGUCAAUAGACAUCUACGCAAUGGCGAGGUCUCGGACAACGUCAUCGCUGCCGUAUCCAUUCUGGCCAAUGUUGCGGGCCUUGAAGGCUCAUUCGAAGAGGCAGACAUGCACGUGAAGGCUGUCGCACGCCUCGUGGGUCUCAGGGGAGGAAUUCAAGCAUUCAAGGACAAUCCUACCGUUGCACGUGCAGUGAAUUGGGCGGACAUUCACAUUGCUGCUGGAGUCGGUCGCAGGCCCCUCAUGCCACUUAUUCACGGUCUUGAAGAGGUCACUCUACCCGACUACAUCAUUGCGGAGGCUGAGAGCCCGAGCCUCUCUCUUCUAGACAGUCUUGCAUACGGCAGCAACAUUUUGAAGACCAUAUUUCUGUUCUUACGUCAGGCCAUUCUAUGCAAAAGAUACAAGGUCUGUGUUCCAAAUGGCGUCCGAAUCAUUUUCAACAUAGCGGAUUGCCACAUUCUCGACCACCUAUCCACAGAACCCGUGUCACCAGAUGCACAUCGCUUCAAGACGCUCCUACUUGCCACACAUGUUUUUAUAUAUGCGGUGAAGCGCCAAAUGCCCAAGGGCGGCGCUAUCGUGUCCAUCCUGAUUGAGCGUCUCAAACUAUCCCUGCAGGCGAGUGGCGUCGACAUCAGAAGGGGCUAA